Protobothrops mucrosquamatus (brown spotted pit viper) is the source of this 1485-nucleotide messenger RNA. RefSeq lists its product as uncharacterized. Gene Ontology annotation, molecular function: nucleotide binding. NCBI's taxonomy places the organism in Eukaryota, Metazoa, Chordata, Lepidosauria, Squamata, Viperidae. The transcript has 13 exons. Bases 51 to 1205 code for a protein of 384 amino acids. The record is from RefSeq and is a predicted model, not a curated record.
UUGUCUGUAUCUGAGACAGUUGCUGCCAUUAUUCUGAUGGGUCUGUCGGAAUGUCUCGUCAAAUCACCGUCUUGGUUAUUGGCGCAGGAAACCGAGGGAAGAAUUAUUCUUCCUAUGCUUUAUAUUACCCGGAUCGCAUGAAGGUGGUUGGCGUGGCUGAUCCUCGAGAGAUCGUCCGUAAAAAACUACAAGACGCGCACAAGAUCCCAGCGGAAAAUGUCUUUGACGACUGGAUUGCCCCUGCGGAACGGGAAAAAUUUGCCGACGCUGUGAUUAUCACAACUCCGGACAGACUCCAUAAGGCACCUGCAGUAGCUUUUGCACAAAAGGGAUAUCACAUCUUGUUAGAAAAACCCAUGGCGGUGACGGCAGAAGAUUGCAAAGAGGUUGUUCGGGCCUGUGAGAGGAAUCAUGUUAUCCUUGCCGUGUGCCACGUGCUCCGUUACCAUCCAGUCACCCUGAAGAUCAAGGAAUUGCUAGAUGCUGGCUUGAUUGGCGACAUUUGCCAUAUUCAACAUCUGGGACCUAUAGGUUUCUGGCAUUUUGCCCAUUCCUUUGUCCGGGGCAACUGGAGAAACGAAAGCGAAAGUUCUUUCUCUUUAUUGGCUAAAUCCUGCCACGAUAUCGACCUGAUCAAUUUUUGGAUGGGGAAUAAAAGAUGUUUACAAGUUUCCUCUUUCGGACACCUCUUGCAUUUCACAAAAGAGAACAAGCCUGAAGGAGCUAGCACUCGCUGCUUAGACUGUUCGGUGGAAUCAAAUUGUGCCUAUUCUGCCCGGAAGAUCUACCUGGAGCGUGCAGAAAAGGGUGUUUUUAACUGGCCGGUCUCGGUGGUCUGCAGCAACGGGGGGUCUGAUAUAGAAACGCUGACCGAAGCCUUGCGACUCGGCCCGUACGGAAGAUGCAUUUACGAUUGUGACAACGACGUCGUCAGCCACCAGGUGGUCAAUAUGGAAUUUGAAGGCGGGGCGACGGCUGCGUUCACGAUGGUGGCUUUUACGGAAAAACUGGGGGAGCGAACCACCACCAUCUAUGGAACCAAGGAGAAUGAUCCGUCUCGCAUAAUGACGAGCGCCGAAGAGACGCUCCGUUCUCACCUCUUGGUGUUUGCAGCCGAGAAAGCCCGAAGGGAAAACCGGGUGGUGGUGAUAGAAACAGGAUCCGAAAACUCGCACCCACAGCCAGCCGAUGCACACGACAAAUGACUACAAAACCCCUGCUGGGCUGGCUCAAAGCCCCCUGCGAAGCUUCUGAAGUGACUUUCUCUGUGACUACUGCGCCUAUCGUCCACUCACCAAGGAAGACCCCAAGACGGGGGCUGCUGCCGUCUCAAAUGUCCCUAUUUCAGAAAAAACAUUUUUCUGUUCUUAAUGCUAGAUUUCCGACUGCGGGAAAAUGCAUUUCCUUCCCCCCCCCCUUGAAAAAGACAGCUACAUUUCUGCUUGCAGCUACCAUACACCUUAUUGAAAACUGCAGAAAAUUAAA